Messenger RNA from Anolis sagrei ordinatus, 1093 nucleotides. It is a transcript of the gene C1QB, whose product is annotated as complement C1q B chain. The record is from RefSeq and is a predicted model, not a curated record. Lineage: Eukaryota; Metazoa; Chordata; Lepidosauria; Squamata; Anolidae. Gene Ontology annotation, molecular function: protein binding.
GGAGGGGAAGGCUAUGAUUGCUUAAUAUGUGUGUGUGUGUGUGUUUGGUGUGUGAUCCGUUUAGGGGAGAAGUGCCGCACAGUUGCCUCCUCGUCUCUGCCGUGAUUUUGCCUGGCCGUCAAGAGGAUCCAGGAUGUUGAGUGCUGAGAAGGUGGUCAUCUGGGCCUUGCUAGUUUGCCUACCCGCCAGCAAGAUGGCUGGGGCUUCCUCUUGCCAGGGUCCAACCCUGAUCCCAGGCAUCCCCGGCAUGCCGGGAGCUCCAGGCCCCAACGGUCGAGACGGAGGAGACGGGACCAAAGGGGAACGAGGUCCUCCAGGGACAGUUGACGACUACAGAGAUGUGGGAGAACCAGGAGAACCGGGAGAACCGGGUUACCCGGGUAAAGUGGGUCCUCGAGGAAACGAGGGCUCCAAGGGCCCGCCUGGUGUGCCCGGUUCGCGUGGGCAGAAGGGCGAUUCUGGUGACUCCAAGACCUCCCUCAAAUCAGCCUUCUCAGCCAUACGAGGGAUUACCCUGUCGCCACGGCGGGGGCAGCCGGUCCGCUUUGACCAGAUCAUCACCAACGUCAAUAGGAACUACGAGACGCGCUACGGCCGCUUCAAAUGUGAGAUCCCGGGCCUCUACUACUUCACUUACCACGUCAGCUCCCGCGGAAACCUCUGCCUCCAGCUGAAGAAAGGCCGCGGCAACGAGCGAGGGGAGCGGGUGGUGGCCUUCUGUGACUUUGUCUACAACUCCUUCCAAGUCACCACGGGUGGUGUGGUCCUCCGCAUGGCGCAAGAGGAGUCGGUGUGGCUGGAGCCGACGGAGAAGAACUCUCUCGUCGGAGGCACCGAAGGGGCAGACAGCAUCUUCUCAGGGUUCCUGCUCUUCCCAGAUAGCUAAGGCUCAAAACAGAAUUGUAGCCAAAAUCCUUGAAGUUGUAGCCGAAAUCCUUGAAAAACUAUGGAGUCCCACAUGAACUGCCUGGCCUUCGCAUGGUCUCCAUCACUGUUAGGGUUUCAAUCAACAUCUUCUAUCUCUCUCUGUUUGUUUUACAAAAUAAAGCUCUGUAUUCUUUUGGAAAACCAAUAAAUACACAUUGGGAUGUCA